This is a messenger RNA of Pseudovirgaria hyperparasitica, 1150 nucleotides long. RefSeq names its product cytochrome c and c1 heme-lyase. The transcript has a single exon. Bases 84 to 998 code for a protein of 304 amino acids. NCBI's taxonomy places the organism in Eukaryota, Fungi, Ascomycota, Dothideomycetes, Acrospermales, Acrospermaceae. The record is from RefSeq and is a predicted model, not a curated record. Gene Ontology annotation, molecular function: holocytochrome-c synthase activity. Gene Ontology annotation, biological process: cytochrome c-heme linkage. Gene Ontology annotation, cellular component: mitochondrion.
UCAUCCUGAGCCUCAUUUGGAAACAAACGCCGAGUUGAACCCCCGAGAUCACCAAUUCUCUUCUCGACGUUACAUCUGCCACCAUGGGCAACGGCCAGUCGACGCCCGAAGCCAAACCAUCAGUAGCAACGUCCACAUCCGCAGACGUCUGCCCAGUCGACCACAAGUCUCGAGAAGCAUGGCUCGAGAAAGCCCGCAUGGCAGAAGCCUCGAAACACCACACCACUCCCACACCCACAUCCACACCAUCACCCCUCGGCGCACCCAGCACGUGCGACUCCUCCAAUCUCGCCUCCGACACGCCCAAACCCCAAAGCACAACCUCCAAGAUCCUCUCCAGCGUCGGCCUCUCCACCCACCGCGAAGUCAGCACCAUCCCACGCGCACCGCCCGGCGUAGCACCCGCAGCACCCAAGAACUCUGAACAACAACAGCAACAAGAACAACACACCACCCCCGACUCAGAACCAGCAGACGCGCACAAGAAAGAGACAAACUGGAUCUACCCGUCGCCCAAGAUGUUCUACGAGGCCAUGAAGCGCAAGAAGCACAGCCCAGAGCCCGCGACCAUGGACGCCAUCGUGCCGAUCCACAACGCCGUCAACGAGCGCGUGUGGACCGAGAUCAAGACGUGGGAGCACGGCUGGGGCACGGAUGCGUGCGAGGGCCCGUUUGGCGGGACGUUUCUCGAGUCGUUCCAUGGCAUGGGCGACCAGCUCUCGCCGAAAGCGCGAGUGAACAGCUGGCUCGGGUACGCGAAGCCGUUUGAUCGGCACGAGUGGGUGAUUAAUCGGUGUGGGCGGCGAGUGGAGUAUCUGAUUGAUUUCUAUGCCGGGCGCGACGAGGGAGUGCCGGGGAAGAGUCUGAAUUUCUAUCUUGAUGUACGGCCGAAGUUGAAUAGCUGGGAGGGUUGGGCGAUGAGGGGGGCGCGGGUGCUGGGCUUGAGAUUCGAGAAGGAGAAAGGGGCGACAGGGAAUAAAUACGCGUCGAAUAAGUAGAUGAGAGAGAGAGAAAGAAGGAGGUUGUAUAUAUCGACGAUGGAAGUGUUGUAUUAACAUGUAACAUAUCAAAUGAUCCAGGUUCUACAUUCUAUCAAUAUCCGCUACUCUGACCAUGUAAACUCUUCCCCUGAGGUAGCGUCAUGGAAGCU